AUGGAUGCCCUCAGGCCUCCCCUCCCGCACCUAGGGGGGCCCCCAGAGGGGGGCCCCCGGGGGCCCCCCUUGGCGCCCUCCCCCACCCGCAGGCGCACCAGCAGCAGCAGCAGCAGCAGCAGCAGCAGCGGCAGCAGAAGCUACUGCGGUGGCACGAAGAACAGCAGCUGCACCGACAGCAGCAGCGGCGAAAACAGCAACAGCAGCAACAGCAACAACAACAGCAACGACAGCAGCAGUAGCAACAGCAGCAGCAGCGACAGCAGCAGCAGCGACAGCAGCAGCAGCAGCAGCAGUAGCAACUGCGACAGCAGCAAUGCCAGCAGCAGCAGCAGUAGCAGCAGCAGCUACUGGCCUCAAGAAGCAUUUGAGUCGGCGGCAGCUCUGCUGCAGCAGAUAGAAGAAUUCUGCAGCAGAAACAGCAGCAGCAGCAGCAACACACAGAAAGCGGCAAGGACAGAGCAAGAACACGAGCAGCAGCAGCAGCAGCAGCAACAGCAGCAGCAGCAGCAGCAGCAAGUGUGCCCCUCUGAGUGCGCGCGUCUUGUGAAUGAAGCUUUGGAAUUUUUGGUGGACAUUUUGCGACUUCUCGGCCCCAAGCGGGUGGUCUUGAGUUUCAACGGCGGAAAAGAUGCAGCAGCAGUUCUUCAUUUGUACAGAGCAGCAAUCGUCAAAUUCGCCUUGCUGCAGCAGCAGCAGCAGCAGCAGAAGCAGUUGCUGCACCAGCAGCAGCAGCAGCAGCAGAACCCAGCUCGGGAGCUGGACGCGCACCAGGAGGUGCAGCAGCAGCAAAACCACUCGAAGCACCAGCAGCAGCAGCAGCAGCAGCAAGCAGAGCAAGCGCAGCAGCAGACACGGCAGCAGCAGCAGCAGCAGCUGCUGCUGCUGCAGCAGCAGCAGCAGCGGCCUCGCGCCAUAUAUUUUCAUUCUGGCAGCAAAGAGUUUCCUGAAGUCGAAAGUUUCGUGCGGCAGACAGCCGAGGCCUAUGCGCUGGAUAUUGAGGUUUAUUACUGCGACUGGGCCUCGGGCAUUCAGGACUUCCUUUCCAAACAGAAGGAGAGCCCCAUAGCUUUUGUUCUGGGAAACCGGCGCAGCGACCCGCAGUCCUCGGGGCUGAGUUUGCUGCAGCUGUCCAGCCGGUGGCUGCCGCCCUUUUUGCGGCUAAGUCCGAUUUUGGAGUUUUCUUACGGAGCCCUUUGGGCCUUUUUGAGGACUUUUGAGCUGCCCUACUGCCCCCUCUACGACCGCGGCUACACCAGCAUUGGCAACAUGGAGAAUACAGUGCCCAAUCCGCUGCUGCUGCCCUCGGGAGGGGGGCCCCCGCUGCCAGCUUAUGAGCUGCAGCUGUGGGAGAAGGAAAGAGAGGGGAGAAGCAACGGCAGCAGCAGCAGCAGCAGCAGCAAGGGCAGCAGCAGCUGCAGCAACGGCAGCAGCAGCUAG
Messenger RNA from Eimeria tenella, 1440 nucleotides. RefSeq names its product DJ-1/PfpI family domain-containing protein, putative. The transcript has 5 exons. The record is from RefSeq and is a predicted model, not a curated record. Gene Ontology annotation, biological process: FAD biosynthetic process. The coding region runs from base 1 to 1440 and encodes 479 amino acids. NCBI's taxonomy places the organism in Eukaryota, Apicomplexa, Conoidasida, Eucoccidiorida, Eimeriidae. Gene Ontology annotation, molecular function: FMN adenylyltransferase activity.